AUUAUAUGUAUGCUCAUUGCAGGGCCGGUCAUCGGCCAAAGCGCACGUUGCUUCUAUCACGGCGCGUGCUAAAAACGAUUCUUCGUCGAUGGGGGCGAGUCACGCGAGUGCGCGAGUUCUGAAAAAAUUAAAUAUUAUUCCGGAAGGGAAUUCACACUUCUCUCUCUGUCUCCUCGGUGGUGUUUAUACACUUUGCGGUGCAUACUCGUGGGGAUUACGGCGACUCGAGGCCGAUUGAAAUUGAUAACGCUUUACGGUUGCGAUAAGUUGCGUAAAGAAUCCUAUAAUUUGAAACUUAUUAACUUUGAAAUAAAUAUACGAUUCGAGAAUCAUCUUUUUUUUUUAAAUCGAGGGUGCGUGAAAAUCGAAUACGUUAAACGUCUAAUGGAGAAGUGCAGUUUAUCAGCUGUUGAUUGGUUGUCAAACGUUAAAUUUAAACGUGUCUUUUGAUGAAUCGACGCGAGUACAGGGAAGCAUUACAACUGGCAACGAUUUAACGAGAGAGAGGGAGAGCUCGGCUUCGCCGAGACGCGGUUUCUCACGCGCGGACUGGAUCGUCGUGUUGUUAAGAUCGAUCAAGACGGAUCGCCCUCGAGAGAUUGCACGUUCAUUUAAACGUUCAUCAGAUCUCCGGAGUUUCCAGUUACGUACAGUGCAAGCCGAUGGAGAAGUUACGUGCGUUCGUCCUCCGCGAGAAGUGCGCGAAGACGCGGAACGACGGCGGCGAUCACGACACGGCCACGCGUUUGUUGAUCGAUAAUGAGGAUUACGUGAAAACGAGGAGGAGUCGCGUGUCAGGCGACAACUCACAAUUCUCUCGCAUUCAGACUGAGAAGUGGCGCGAGAAGUCUCAAGGACUGCGGAGCAAAAUUUACUCCAGAAUCCUGAUCCCACCGUUGAUUACGAAGACAUCAUACAAAGAUCUGGCAAAUAUGUCUCGAAUUCCUCUUAUGACACCUGAGAGCGGUUUGCAAGACGCAGAUCGUCAAAAUAUCGUAAUGCUUGAGGCUGGAUUACCUGGCGACACUUGGACGUAUUGCGUCGAGAGAGAACGACUAGCUAGAAGAUCAGAAUGGUUUCGGGCGAUGCUUACAGGUCCGCUCGCACCACCAGCGACAAAUUCGCCGCCGUUGUUGCGAUUGCAACACGUUGACAAGCGGGCGUUCGAUCAUUUUCUCAGAUAUCUUCACGACGAGCCCGUCAAUUUUAUAUCGGUCUCGACGGCCAGGGCCACUCUCGACGCGGCUCAUCAGUACCUUUGUCCUGGCCUCGCGCGGCUCGCCGUAUCGUAUCUUGAGAAGCACCUCACACCAUCGACCGUACUUGAAAUUUACCAGGGCCUCGGGCUCUACGCGAACGAUCUGCGGGAGGGAGAUUCUGGCUUUGACAGAUCUCCAAAUUCACCGUCGGCACCACCUCCACCCGGGGACGACGCCGGUGUAAUAGCUCUCGUGUGCACCGAUCUUCUGCUCAAGUGCCUGUCUGUGAUCGACUCGAAUCCGGCGAAGGUGUUGCAUCAGGAGCAGUUCGAGGAACUUAGCGCUCAGGAGGUCGCCCAAUUAGCGCGCCGCAACACUCUGAAUAUCACCAGCGAGUGCAUCCUGUUCUCCGCAUUGGACAGGUGGGCCGCAGCCGAGUGUAGGAGACAGGGUGUCGAGCCUCUCCCAGUCAACAAGAGAGCCGUCCUCACGGACGACGUCUGCUUCAGCGUGCGGUACCUUCUUAUGAACGACCGGGAAUUCGUCAGCGGCCCUAUGGCAAGCGGUAUCCUGACUAACGAGGAGUGCGUCCACAUCGUCUCUAAAAUACUCAGGCAUCCCGAGAGCUCGAAAAAUGAUAGUUUUCGCAACAACGCAGCCGUUCAUCCGUCCAGAUUGUCCAACGCGCCCAGGAUGGCGUAUAAACGAGAGGACGUGGACUGCAAUAUGUUGAGGCCGGGUAAAAAAGAGCGACAGGAUAAUCGGAAAAAUAGAAGGAGAGAGUGUGCCAGUCAAGGGCAAAGGACCUGCGCUAGAAUAGGAAAUUGCCUCGUACAAAUCUUAGCUUGCGUGUUUGAUUAAACAUUGCACCGUGGAAUUAUAAUUAAUCGCAGAACUUCCAAAUUUUCCCACCGAAAGAGAUAUUGUCUUAAUUUCUACGGCACUGUGUUUCUUUUGUUGCAAAUUUCUCCCGACAAAUCAAGACACGAGAUAAUAAACGAUACAGAAGAAUUAAAAGCGA
Temnothorax curvispinosus is the source of this 2220-nucleotide messenger RNA. It is a transcript of the gene axed, whose product is annotated as BTB/POZ domain-containing protein 6-B. The coding region runs from base 663 to 2060 and encodes 465 amino acids. Gene Ontology annotation, cellular component: cytosol. The record is from RefSeq and is a predicted model, not a curated record. Gene Ontology annotation, molecular function: protein binding. Gene Ontology annotation, biological process: neurogenesis. Lineage: Eukaryota; Metazoa; Arthropoda; Insecta; Hymenoptera; Formicidae. The transcript is spliced from 7 exons.